Molecule: messenger RNA, 2740 nt
Organism: Orycteropus afer afer
Lineage: Eukaryota; Metazoa; Chordata; Mammalia; Tubulidentata; Orycteropodidae
Gene: ADSS2
Product: adenylosuccinate synthase 2
Biological process (GO): IMP metabolic process; 'de novo' AMP biosynthetic process
Cellular component (GO): cytoplasm
Molecular function (GO): adenylosuccinate synthase activity; GTP binding
Source: RefSeq, a predicted model, not a curated record
CGCGCCAAGCCGCGGAAGGGGCGUGCCAUCGGGUCUCCGGUGGCGGCCGUUGCCGCCACCAGGGCCUCUCCGGGCAGUGCUGCCAAAGCCGGCCUGCGCGGGCAGUGGUGGUUCUCCUUUGAGUCGGCGAAGAGCAGGGCGGGGCCUGGCUGGCGGGUGGCGGCCUGGGCGGGGGCGGGGCCGGCCUCUGGAUCCUUCUUCCUCUGCAUGUGGCUUGGGGCCGCAGAUCAAUUCAGUUUGCACAUUCUUCCCCGGCUCCCCUUCGGGCUCUGCUAGUGUCGCUGGAGCCAUGGCGUUCGCCGAGACCAAGCCAGCGGCAUCUUCCAUGCCCAACGGCGACUGUGGUCGCCCUAGGGCGCGGCCGGGAGGGAACCGGGUGACGGUGGUGCUCGGCGCGCAGUGGGGCGACGAAGGCAAAGGGAAAGUGGUGGAUCUAUUGUCGCAAGACGCCGACAUCGUUUGCCGGUGCCAGGGAGGAAAUAAUGCUGGCCAUACAGUUGUUGUAGAUUCUGUAGAAUAUGAUUUUCAUCUUUUACCCAGUGGCAUAAUUAAUCCAAAUGUUACUGCAUUCAUUGGAAAUGGUGUGGUAAUACAUCUACCUGGAUUGUUUGAGGAAGCAGAGAAAAAUGUUCAGAAAGGAACAGGUCUAGAAGGCUGGGAAAAAAGGCUUAUCAUAUCUGACAGAGCUCAUAUUGUAUUUGAUUUUCAUCAAGCAGCUGAUGGUAUCCAAGAACAACAGAGACAAGAACAAGCUGGAAAAAAUUUGGGUACCACUAAAAAGGGCAUUGGCCCGGUGUAUUCUUCCAAAGCUGCUCGGAGUGGACUUAGGAUGUGUGAUCUUGUUUCUGACUUUGAUGGCUUCUCUGAGAGGUUCAAAGUUCUGGCUAAUCAGUACAAAUCUAUAUAUCCUACUUUGGAAAUAGACAUUGAAGGUGAAUUACAAAAACUCAAGGGCUAUAUGGAGAGAAUUAAACCAAUGGUGAGAGAUGGUGUUUAUUUCCUAUAUGAGGCCCUACAUGGACCACCAAAGAAAAUCUUGGUAGAAGGUGCAAAUGCAGCACUGCUUGAUAUUGAUUUUGGGACUUAUCCUUUUGUAACGUCUUCAAAUUGUACUGUUGGAGGUGUUUGCACUGGUUUGGGUAUGCCCCCUCAAAACGUGGGAGAAGUGUACGGAGUAGUGAAAGCUUAUACAACUAGAGUUGGUAUUGGUCCCUUUCCUACAGAGCAAGACAAUGAAAUUGGAGAAUUAUUACAAACAAGAGGUAGAGAGUUUGGUGCAACUACUGGAAGGAAAAGGAGAUGUGGCUGGUUAGACCUCGUUUUGCUCAAAUACGCUCACAUGAUUAAUGGGUUUACUGCGUUGGCACUUACCAAAUUGGAUAUUUUGGACUUGUUUACAGAAAUCAAAGUUGGAGUUGCUUACAAGCUGGAUGGUGAAAUCAUACCUCAUUUCCCAGCAAACCAAGAAGUCUUAAAUAAAGUUGAAGUUCAAUACAAGACUUUCCCAGGAUGGAAUACAGACAUAUCAAAUGCAAGGACAUUUAAAGAACUACCUGUUAAUGCACAAAAUUAUGUUCGCUUUGUUGAAGAUGAGCUUCAAAUUCCAGUUAAAUGGAUUGGUGUAGGUAAAUCCAGAGAGUCUAUGAUUCAGCUUUUUUAAGGACUUCCCAUGACAUAAGAAACACUCCUUGAGAGGGGAAAAAAAGACUUGCAUAAGCAUUUCAUUUAUGAUCUGCAAAUUGAAGAAUAAAGACAUUGAAGUGAGUUGUAAGCUCUGCAGUUGUUCCAGUCUUUUAAAUGGAUGGCUGUCAUGGAGGUAAACUUUGGCAUAUUCCUGUGUCAGCUUUCCUUGGCUGACAUAAUUGCCAAAUCAUUUGUUGCUCCUGCUGCUCAUGGUGCCACGUUUUCUUUUAAUGUUUAGUGAUGGUAUAGUCUAUAUUGUUUGAAAUCGAACAGAAUUACUUUCAAUGUAGUUUUUCUUCAUUAUUGGUAUUGUGUGUUCUUAGGUUUUACCCCUAUUAGAUGGUAAGAACAAUUAAUGCUGUUUUGCACAAAUAUUUUUACAUUCUGAUCAUUCAGUUUUGUCAGUAUAAUCUUUGCUGUUAGAAAAAAAAUCAUUAAAGGAUAGGAGUUCUGUAAACUUUGUAAUGCUAUAAAUUCUGUUCAGAUUGUGAACUGUUUAUUUUUUGCUAAGACCAUUGCAAAAUUGAACUUUGAGAGGGGUAAUUACAAGUCCUUUAAUUGUACAGAAUACAGAACUUAUUUCUCUCUGUAAAUUAUUUAAUACAUUGAGCAUUUAUUUAAAUGUUCAAAGGGAAAAAAUAUUCCUGGAAACAGCAAUCUUAAUGUUAAAGAAAGAAGUCAUUAAAAAUCUGUUGUGAUAUUUGGUGGAUAUUUUCCUUUAAUUUCAGACAUUAAUUCUGAAAUGUGUAUCUUUCCUUUUUUCUUUUCUCAUUUUUCCUAAAUCUAAUGGAUUGAUUUUUUUCAACAUUGUGCCUGCCGAUAUGCCUACAGAAUCAUCUGUGAGUGUCCAAAUGAACCCAAAAUGUUGAUCAUAAUUUUGAUCAUGCCUUUAUUUCUUCUUUCUUGGGGGGAAAAAAAGGCAUUAUUUUGACAAUUAGGUUUAACAUAUCGUGCUGUACCUUCAAUUAACUAUUUUAAAUGUUUAAAUUAGGUGCCACUUAAAUUUAUUUUAUUAUACCAUCAAUAGCUGAUUAAAAAGAACCAAAUAUUUCUAGUA